This is a messenger RNA of Myxocyprinus asiaticus (Chinese sucker), 2879 nucleotides long. RefSeq names its product wingless-type MMTV integration site family, member 4b (gene wnt4b). Gene Ontology annotation, cellular component: extracellular region. Lineage: Eukaryota; Metazoa; Chordata; Actinopteri; Cypriniformes; Catostomidae. The coding region runs from base 477 to 1553 and encodes 358 amino acids. The record is from RefSeq and is a predicted model, not a curated record. Gene Ontology annotation, molecular function: cytokine activity; frizzled binding. The transcript is spliced from 10 exons. Gene Ontology annotation, biological process: canonical Wnt signaling pathway; multicellular organism development; neuron differentiation.
UUGAAAUUGCAACUUUUUUUCCCGCUAAACUGACAUCUGAGUGGAAUUGAAGUGCUUUGUUAGGAUAACAUACUAUCAUCUCAAUAUUGUUCAGCAACUUUUUUGUCUUUUUUGUUAAUUGGGACCAGGGAUAACUUUUUAUAAGAUGAUCAUAUUUUUUUUCAGGCAGUAAUGGGAUAUUAUCAAGGGAUUAUCAAGGAUUACAGCUUAGAGGUAUUUUAUCUUCAAAACAGAAGUGGAAAUAAUUCCAAUAGAUUAAAUUGAUGAUAAACUGGGAUUAAGAGAUCUACUUGAUUUGAGUGGUUCAUCGACAGGAACAUUUUGGACCCUUUCUGACUUCAAAGUGAUAUGAGGGGAACAACCCCAAUGUAACAGGGACAACAGUAAGAUAAAAAAAAAACAAACAAAAAAAAAAAAACAGACAGAUAAACACUUAAUUCAGAGGCAGACAGGUAGACAGACAGACAGGCAAUCUGAUGCCAACUGUCUCCUCUGUGACUCUCACCGGACGACUCCUCCUGCUGUUGCUAUGGGCAACCCACCUCACCAUGGCAACCAACUGGCUCUCUCUGUCACGUUUGCCACGUUCUCAUCCUGUGUCUGGUGCAGGACCAUGUGGCCGUCUGAGGGGGUUGUCACCAGGCCAGGUUGGGGUGUGCCGGGCACGGGGGGAGGUCAUGGAGUCCGUGCGAAAGGCUGCAGAGAUGGUAAUUGAGGAGUGCCAACAUCAGUUCCGAAACAGGCGGUGGAACUGUUCCACCACCUCCCGUGGGAUCAAUGUUUUUGGACGAGUCAUGAACCAAGGUACCCGUGAGGCGGCGUUUGUCCAUGCUCUUUCAUCAGCAGCAGUUGCCAUGGCAGUGACUCGAGGAUGUAGCAGGGGAGAGCUGGAGAGGUGCGGCUGUGACCGAAAGGUCAGGGGAGUCAGUCCAGAAGGUUUCCAGUGGUCAGGAUGCUCUGAUAAUCUGUCCUAUGGCGUUGCAUUCUCUCAGACCUUUGUGGAUGAGCCUGAGAGAGCUAAAGGCAUGUCGUCAGGGCGACCACUAAUGAACAUUCACAAUAAUGAAGCAGGACGGAAGGCGAUCCUCCAUAACAUGCAGGUGGAGUGUAAGUGUCAUGGUGUUUCCGGGUCCUGUGAGCUCAGAACCUGCUGGAAGGUCAUGCCCCCUUUCCGUCGGGUUGGUGUUGUGCUGAAAGAGCGUUUUGAUGGGGCUACAGAGGUACGGCUAACACGUGUGGGCUCACGCACAGCUCUGCUUCCACGGGAUCCCAAUGUGAAGCCACCUGCCACACGGGAUCUGGUCUACCUGGCUCCUUCACCAGAUUUCUGCCGUUUAGACCCAGACAAUGGCAUCCCUGGCACUGCAGGACGACGAUGUAAUGGAACCUCAAGGUUGGCGCCAGAUGGUUGUGAAUUGUUAUGUUGUGGCCCAGGGUUUCGUGCAGGCCGGGCAGAGGUGGUACAGCGCUGCUCCUGUAAAUUCUCCUGGUGCUGCUCAGUUCGCUGCCAGCAGUGUAAGAACACAGUGCUUAUACACACCUGCCGAGAAUAAGGCAUACCUGGAAAAAUUGCACACACUUCAUUUUAGAAUAGAACCAGAUCCACCUCUCCUAGAACAAGUGUGAAAUCACACUCCUAUAUUGCAUGCCAGCCUGCACCAAUCAUUACAUGUAGAUAACAAAACAGUUUUAUACAACACUUGUAUGUACUCACUUCUUGUUACUUACAAAACAGACUCCCAAUUACCUAUAAAAUCAAGGAUUUGGCUAAUAAUUGUGAUUAAGCUUGACUGCAGGAGAACAGAUAUCACUUUCAUUAUUCUCAGUGUGAACUGAAGGGUGUGAACAACAGCUGAACAACCCUGAUGAUUGCUAAAGCAAUUGUUCACCCAAAAAUUUAAAUUAUGUCAUCAUUUACUCACCCUAAUUUUGUUUCAAACCCAUGACUUUCUUUCUUUCUUCUGUGGAACACAAAAGUAAGUGUUAGGCAGAUUGACAGUCUCAGUCACCUUUCACUUUCAUUGUAUUGAAAAAAUAUAUCAUUAAAGUGAAUGGUGACUGAGGCUGAACAUUCCACCUAACAUCUCCUUUUGAGUUUCCCUAAAAAAAAGAAAAAGAAAAGUGAUUAAGUUUGUCAGAACAUUGGAACGGGAAUGAGUAAAUGAUGGCAGAAUGUUCAUUUUUAUUUUAUGACCUUGCUCUAGAACUUAACAAGCCAACUCUACAGCACAAAAAUGGCAAUUGUCACCUUAUAGUUAAUUCAGACAUAUUUAAUAAUCAUCAAUAUAUUUUCUUAUCAGUAGGAAUUUGAUUCAGUCAAAUUCAAUGUUGGCUGCUUGUGUCCAUCAAUAGAUAAGUUUAGAUGGAAAUAAGGUGUGUGGGAUGGUAAAAUAUUAUGGUAAUGUUUCACUGUGUACAUUAGAUUUUGUUUUAAUAUAUAAUCAACCAGAACACACGACACUACUACAUUUCCUUAUAUGAGCAAUUACACAUAAAAUACAAACCAUUAACUUGCUCAGACAAUGCUCUUAAAGCUGAUAUUAACCCCAGAAUAACAGCAGGAGAAUAACAUUAGUAUUGUCCAUAAGGCCAUCAAAAGAUAGUGUUACACUCCAGUAUAAAAAUCCUCUCUUCUCAAUUUUUUGUAUAUAUAAAUACUUUUCAGUUUUGCUGAUUGUUUAUUUAUUUGAAUUUGUCAUGCCUGUGUGGCAUUAUGGAAAAUUAAACCUGCAUACUCACCCAGAUUCAUUCAUCAGCUGUGUUUGUUUAGGCUUUUCCUGUUGCAUAGUGUCUCUUAAUUUCUAUAAUCUAUACUGUCUUGUAAAAUAAAGUGUUUUUCUUCCCAAAUGUUGAGAUGGAAUAAAACAUUUUUAAACAUC